AUGUCCAACACUCCUCCAAACAGCGCUUUUCGCUUCGCCAUUGUUUGUGCCCUGUCACUCGAAUACGAUGCCGUGCACGAUAGCCUCGACGAAACAUGGAGCGAGCCUACAUCAACAGGAGGUGCAGGCGACCCCAACCGCUAUACUACCGGACGGAUGGGCAAAGUCCCCGUCGUCCUCCUCCUCCUAGAUGGGAUGGGGGGAGUGAGCGCUGCCAGGGCCGGGGCGACCAUGCAUUCCACAUUUCCCAACCUGCAGUUUGGUCUGCUCGUGGGCAUCUGCGGCGCAGUGCCAAAAUACGGAAAUACCGAGGUCCUGCUCGGAGACAUCGUCGUUUCCAAAUACGUGGUUCAGUGUGACUUUGGGCGGCAAUACCCCGACGGGUACAGACCGAAGAAAACAAUUCUAGAUACUCUAGGCAGGCCAUCGAGGGAAGUUCGCAGCCUCAACGCCCUGUUGGAGACUCGGCAUCUUCGCAAGAAGUUGAAAGCAUACACCGCGACAUGCCUGUCGCAACUGCAGCAAAGUCUCGCCUCCACAGAAGACGACGGGCUGUAUGACUAUGUAGGAAAGGAGCAUGACAAACUCUUCGAAUCAACAUAUCGACAUAAGCAUCACGGCUCUAGAAAGUGUGACAUUUGCGCACGGUGUCUCGGUCAAUUAGAUCCAGUUUGUGACAAAGCUCUGACAUCGACCUGCUCAGACCUCAAGUGCAGUAGGCGGUAUCUUGUCGCGCGACAUCGCCUGCGACCUCAAGACAGGGCAGACCAGGAACAAAGCACUAUUGCAUCUUCACCAAUAAUGCAUGUGGGAGGAAUGGCAUCGGCCAACACAGUAAUGAAGUCGGCUCAACAUCGCGAUCUGAUCGCUGAGAGAGAGAACACCAUCGGGUUUGAGAUGGAGGGGGCCGGGCUCUGGGAUCUUUUCCCCUCAUGUCUGAUUGUCAAGGGAGUUUGCGACUAUGCAGAUGCACACAAGAACAAAGACUGGCAGCAAUACGCUGCGGCAGUCGCAGCUUCAGCGACAAAGGCGAUUUUGCAAGGCUUCUUCGAAGAGGCCGUGGCGCCUCAAAGUAAAUCCGUUAUCCAUUUCAUUCCGUUUCGCGAAAAUCCCAACUUCACAGGCCGUGGGGCCAUAAUAGAUGAGCUUCACAAGCGCUUAUUUAUCGAUGGCCAGAACACAGUCGCUUUGGUCGGCCUUGGGGGUAUUGGGAAAACCCAAAUCGCCCUACAGUUUGCUCAUCAGACAACGCAAAAGGUCGAAAGCACUUCGGUGUUGUGGUUACCUGCUUUCAGCAUGGCAGGCUACGAACAAGCGUGCUCAGUACUUAUCGCGAGGCUCAAAAUCUCACACGGAGCAACAGACGACGCCAAAGAUACGCUCAAAACUUACCUUGAGUCAGAACAGGCUGGAAAGUGGCUCUUCAUUCUCGACAACGCCGACGAUGAGACCGUCACUUACGGCGCUGCAAGCCUUCAAAACGGCAUUCGCAGCUUCCUGCCACAGAACUCGAACGGCAAGAUCCUUGUGACGACUCGCAAGCGAGAAAUUGCCGUUCGCCUUGCGGGGAAUCAGGUCAUUGAAUUACCCAAAAUGUCCUUUAGGGAAGCGCGGGAUUUGUUGCAGCAACUAUUGAUCGACCCAAACAAGGCGCGAGACGAACAAUUAAGGAAAUUGUUCAAAGUGCUGUGCUACCACCCUCUCGCCAUUGCACAGGCAGCAAAUUAUUUCAACAUGAAUCGGACUUCUAUUGCCCGGUAUCUAAGCGAUUAUCAAGAAUCGGAAGAGGGCAUGAUGGAACUGCUCGGCAGCGGCUUUGACGAUGACACGCACCACAACAAGAGCCAGAGCGCUGUGGCGACCACAUGGCUCGUGUCGUUUAAGCAAAUAAAGGAAAAUCACCCCGCUGCUGAAAGGCUGUUGUCAUUCAUCUCGUGGAUUGAGCCAAAGGCUAUUCCACGCUCUAUUCUUCCAGAUAUGGGGACCGAACAGGCCAAGACACAAGUCAUUGGCACGCUUGAGGGCUACGGGUUUCUUUCUACUCGGCAAGACGGUGACAUGCUCGACAUGCAUCCUUUAGUCCACACAAUUGUACAGCGACAAGUGCGCAGCCAAGGCAUAAGCAAGCUCGAGAGAGACACAAUAUUCUGGCACCUUUAUGCUGUGUUCCCAGACGGCGAAUGGCGAAAUCGUUACUUGUGGCAACAGUAUCUGCCACACACUUUGCAAGCAUAUCAAAACCUGAAAGAAGACGAACCAGGUUGGAGCACCAAGCUCGGGUACAAGAUCGCUUGCUGUCUAUAUGAUGAAGCACGAUACCCUGAGGCAAUAGCGAUACUUGAACGCUCUGUCAUUGUCCAAAGAUGUCUCAAGGAAGAUGAUUAUCUAAAGUGUAUAUCGCAAGAUAAGCUUGCAGAAAUAUACAUACGCUGUGAGCAGAUUGAUAAGGCCAUCAGUCUUCUAGAAUAUGUCAUUUCCAACCAAUCCAGGUCUCUUCCUACAGACCACCGUGAGCAUCUUGGAUCUCAGGAUCGACUUGCGGAUGCUUAUACUUUCAAAAAGCAACCUGCUGCGGCUAUUAGCAUUCUAGAGUAUACUACGGCUAUCCGAUUUGGGUCCCUUCCUGAGGAUGAUCUUAACCUUCUUGCAGCACAAAAUCGACUUGCAAAAGCUUAUCUUCAGGAUAUGCAGACGGAUAAGGCCAUUAGCAUACUGGAGCGUAUUAAAGAUAUUCAAGCCAAAUGCCUCCCUCAAGACCACUAUUGGCGACUUGCGACGCACCGUCAACUUGGAAAUGCAUACGUUGCAGUUGGCCGACUUGAAGAGGGUAUUGAGCUCCUUGAGCUUGCUGUAAAUAUGAUGUCGCAUUGUCUUCCAGAGGACCACAGUGAUCGACUUUGCUCAGAAUUUGAUCUUGCAAUAGCGUAUAGUAAAACUGACGAUGAUCGAGCUAAAGAGGCUAUCAAGAUUUUGGAACGUGUUGUGGCUGUCGGGUCACAUUGUUUUGCAGAGGACGACGCCGAUUUACGUGCAUUUCAACGUCACCUUGCAAGACAAUAUGGUAUUCACGGCCGAUUUGAAGAGGCAAUCGAAAUCAUGGAGCAUGUUGUGGCUAUUGAAUCAUAUGGUCUUGCAGAGAAUGAUGACCGCCGGCUUGGAUCACGAGAAUUGCUUUCUUGGUUGCGAGAAGGCCAUCAAUCUCGGGAACGUGAGUUAAGAGAUUACAUUCGUGGCUCUCCGGUACGCCCUCUGAUCCGAGCCUUCCAGCAUCAACGGCUCUCUGAUGAUGACUGGCCAGCGAGAGGUUAA
Molecule: messenger RNA, 3309 nt
Organism: Clonostachys byssicola
Lineage: Eukaryota; Fungi; Ascomycota; Sordariomycetes; Hypocreales; Bionectriaceae
Source: the annotation of a GenBank genome assembly